Molecule: messenger RNA, 1851 nt
Organism: Argiope bruennichi
Lineage: Eukaryota; Metazoa; Arthropoda; Arachnida; Araneae; Araneidae
Product: acid-sensing ion channel 1A-like
Exons: 13
Coding region: 1-1851 (616 amino acids)
Biological process (GO): sodium ion transmembrane transport
Cellular component (GO): membrane
Molecular function (GO): ligand-gated sodium channel activity
Source: RefSeq, a predicted model, not a curated record
AUGAUCAAUGACGCUUCGGAUUUGGAUAAGAACAGAGAAGCGGAGCUGGAAGAGUUAGCCAAGGAAUUUGCUGCAAACAAAGUGUCAGCUGCCGGGGUUUCUAACAUAGUUCAAUCUCGUUCAACUGUUCGACGGUGUUUGUGGUUCAUUGCUGUAAUGUCAUGUAUAACAUUCAUGGGGUAUAUGACUGUCAAAGUCAUUUUGGAGUACCUCAGCUAUCCAAAAGUACUAAUUAUCGAGGAUGAAAUCCUUCCCAAGUUGACUUUCCCUGCUGUUUCGAUUUGUUCUUUGAACCCAAUUUCAAGUCAUUAUAUAAAACAUACAUCUCUCAAGAAAAUUUUGGACUUGAAGAAAAUAAAAAGUAAUUUUACUGCGGAAAUACGCAACUCUUCUAUACGAGAGGAUUGCUUGAGAGACCUGCUCUGUGAAUGGUCAUGGUUCGAAGAGAAAUGCAAGUGCGUGGAUAACCCGUGCCUCACCGAAUUCUGCCUAUCUCAAAACGCCUCGCAGUGCAGUUGUCUAUGGUCCUUCUGUGAGGGCGAAGGUUUGAAGGUGAAUGGCUGCAGGAUUACUUACAAUGGUGACGAGAAAAUCUGCCUCUGCGAUGGGAUGUCUGGUGAAAAGGACGACGAUUACGAUAUCGAUGAGUUCAUGCGGGUGGAGGAAGAACUUUAUGACUUACUCGAUGCCAUUGAUCAUGAUGAAGUGAAGGAACUGAUACGUGUUAUAAAGCAAUCAGUAACACACGACCUGGUUGAUAUAGACGAAGCGUUACAGCCUUCUACGAAAGAACUCUAUCAAUACGGAGUUACUUUUGACAGUCUGGUUGCAUCUUGCACAUUUGAAGGAACACGCUGUCACAGAGAAAACUUUACAGUUCUUUAUGAUCCGGUUUAUGGAAAAUGUUACAUGUUUAAUUUUGUUGGAAAUGGAGAAAUUGGUUCAGAAAAACCUAUCGAAAUUCAAACCUAUGGCAGUAUGAGUGGUCUUCAACUGCUCCUUCGUGUGACAGAUGACAAUGCUCUGGAUUUACUCCGUCGCGAGAUCGGUGCCCGAAUCGUCAUCCACGAUCCCCAUAUCCUGCCCUUUGUGACUGAGUACGGUGUGAAUAUCAGACCCAAAGAUAUGACAGCCAUAGAACUCUCUUACUCCAAGGUAGAGAGACUGACAAAACCGUGGGGGAACUGCAUCGAUAACUACCAAAUGGCGAACGAUGAACCAUACACUGUAUUGGGCUGUGAAAAAAAUUGUGUAUAUCGCAUCAUGACAGAUAUAUGUAACUGUACAAUGAGACAUUUAUUACGUGGUGCAGUUCUCAACAAAUUAAAACCUGCUUUCGCUCUAUGCAACGUCAGUAAUCUUCUUGAAAAGUUAUGCUCUGAAAUGGUGAUGGAUAACAUUAACUCAUUUCGAGAUUUGUCUUAUUGCGAUUGCAGAUCACCUUGCAGCGAGACUGUCUACAGCUACACGGUGGCUUCUAGUAAACUGAAUGAGAACUACUACAAAACUGCCAAAGCCAUUCGUACCCUGAACCUGGAUUCUGAAGGAAAAGUCAAAUAUAUGAAUUACACUCACACGAAAUCCAUGCUUGGUGUGAAAGUGUACUUCAAUUCAUUUUUAGUUUCCAGCCAGAAAGAAGUACCUUCUUAUAGUUGGGAGACACUGAUGGCUAACAUUGGUGGAAACUUAGGAUUUUUCAUGGGCCUCACUUUGGUUACAUUUCUGGAGAUUGCUGAGUUUAUUUGGGAUUUUGUACGCACUGCCUAUCGUCGAAUAAGUAACAAUCGCAAAAAGGAUCAAGGAGGCCGAUUUUCUUGUGAUGAAACAGGGAAAAGAAGACGGUCUUUUUGA